ACAUACCAAUAUUAAUGAUGAUUUUCCUUGAGACGAAAAGUGUUGGUGACAUCAAGCUUGGAGAUUUGAUUCAACUUCGAAGAAUGAAAGGAUUGUUCGCUCAUUGGGCGGUCUAUGUCGGUGACGGCGAUGUCAUUCAUCUUGCUCCGCCACCAUCUAAAAUGGAACUGUGUUCUGUCAUAGCGUCUAGCAGUGGUGUUACUACCAUCAGCGGAGAAGAAAUUGACAUGUGGCUUUUUGGCAGUAUCAAGGUGCGUAGGGACAAGUUAACAGUCGUGGCGAAGGGAUCGGCAAUUGUUGUGAACAACGAGUGCGACUCUGACCCAGGGAUGACCCCAUUCCCAGGCGAGAUAAUAGUGAAGCGUGCGGAAUCAAAGCUUGGAACGAAUGACUAUAAUCUCCUCACAUGGAACUGUGAACACUUUGCCACAUGGUGUAGGUAUGGUAAAGCAGUAUGUAAACAGCUGCCAUUCGGUCAGGGCUUGUCAAACGUCGCGUACUUGGUGAAGUCACCGGGUAUCGAAGUCAUUCCACCUUGGACACUUCCUGACGACAUUGUUGUUAAAGCUAUGGCAUUUAGCUCCCGUUUGCGCCAGGACCUGAAAUCUCUUGAUGAAGGACAACCGAUUAAAUUUACAGCUGACCUGAACGAAGGAAAAGUCUACAGCAAUCACACUGGAACUUUCACCGCCCCACUAGAUGGACUGUAUAGGCUUUCGUUCUCUGUCGCUCACAGAAACCCUGGAAAACCGAUUUCCGUCUAUCUGAAGAUCAACGACAUAGAAAAUGUUGGUGCAACCACAGAUAAAGCUGCUCCGGGACUAUGUUCGCAAGCCAGCAACCACGCGGUCGUCAAAAUGAUGGCUGGAGAUACCGCCCAAGUCGUUAUCAGUAACCAUGAGGCAGAAGACAUAGCUGCAGCUGGUUUCACUUCAUUUUCAGGCUUUCUCUUGCAAAAUAAUUAAAAAGAGAAAACGACAGAAAAAAAAAAAAGAAUCAACCAAUGAAAGUAUGCUUUAUCGACUUCGCUUGCUUAUCAUUAUAGCCGGACGUUAAUUCACUUGACUUUUUCACUAAAUACAAAACGUGUGCAAGAUAGACAAGGCUGUACGAAAAGUUAAGGAAAAUCAGGUUUAACCAGUCUGAACGUGUUUAAUGUUUCCCUUUUGGAGAUUAGUUUAUGAAAGUUAGAUUUAACCAGUGUGAACAUGUAAUGUGUUUAAAAGCUAAGUUACCAACCUGUACAUCUUAAAUAGUUCUCUUUGGAAGACAUGAACAUCACAAAUAUUAUUAUUGAGAACGGUCAAUUUCAUUUAUACCAGUGAACGAUUUUUUUUUAAAUUCUGAACGUUAUUACAUCAGAACGAUUUAUAAAAGCACUGCUUAUCUUUUCUCUUUUCAUAUUGAUAUGAAUCUCUUAUGAUUUUCUA
This is a messenger RNA of Mercenaria mercenaria, 1430 nucleotides long. RefSeq lists its product as uncharacterized. Bases 15 to 965 code for a protein of 316 amino acids. Gene Ontology annotation, cellular component: cytoplasm. Lineage: Eukaryota; Metazoa; Mollusca; Bivalvia; Venerida; Veneridae. The transcript is spliced from 5 exons. Gene Ontology annotation, molecular function: A2-type glycerophospholipase activity; protein binding; glycerophospholipid phospholipase A1 activity. Gene Ontology annotation, biological process: N-acylphosphatidylethanolamine metabolic process. The record is from RefSeq and is a predicted model, not a curated record.